Capra hircus (goat) is the source of this 3637-nucleotide messenger RNA. It is a transcript of the gene MXI1, whose product is annotated as MAX interactor 1, dimerization protein. Lineage: Eukaryota; Metazoa; Chordata; Mammalia; Artiodactyla; Bovidae. The record is from RefSeq and is a predicted model, not a curated record. The transcript has 6 exons. Gene Ontology annotation, biological process: regulation of transcription by RNA polymerase II. Gene Ontology annotation, molecular function: RNA polymerase II cis-regulatory region sequence-specific DNA binding; DNA-binding transcription factor activity, RNA polymerase II-specific; protein dimerization activity. The coding region runs from base 391 to 1266 and encodes 291 amino acids.
AUACUACGCUCUACAAUGUGAUAAGAUUGGGGAGAGGCAGGGUAGUAUGCCAGGACUGGCAGGGGGCGGUCCCUGCCUCGCUUGUCUCCGCCUUUCAUUUUGACCAGUCCGAUGGCGACUGGCUCGCACUAGGACCCAGGCGCCAGAGCGCCUCCGUCUGUCCUGUAGGUUCAUUCAAUCUCCCAUACACACAGACCCACAGCGAGACCGACACACACUCACACACACUCAAACACACAACAGCACGCAGCGAGGCUCGGGAAGUCAGGUCGCCUUCUCGCCUCGGCGCCUUCUUCGCUCCAGCCAGCCGGCUUUCCCCCGGGGCCCGGAGCUUGGCCGGGCCGCGCAGCCCCGAAAGAGGACGAGCUCGGCGGACCCCGCGGUCCCUCCAUGGGCAAACGCGGGCGGCCGCGCAAGGAGGCGCGCUGCGAGGGCGCGGGGCUGGCCCCCGCCGCGCCCCCGGCCGUGACCGCGCCCCAGCCCCCGGCCCAGCCGGAGGAGCCCGCGGGGGCCAAGCUCAGGUGCCCCUUCUCGGACAUUUUCAACACCAGCGAGAACUCGAUGGAGAAGCACAUCAACACUUUUCUGCAGAACGUGCAGAUUCUGCUCGAGGCCGCCAGCUACCUGGAGCAGAUCGAGAAAGAAAACAAAAAGUGUGAACAUGGCUACGCCUCAACCUUCCCCUCCAUGCCAAGCCCCCGGCUGCAGCAUUCAAAGCCCCCACGGAGGUUGAGUCGGGUGCAGAAACACAGCAGCGGGAGCAGCAACACCAGCACUGCCAACAGGUCUACACACAAUGAGCUGGAAAAGAAUCGACGAGCUCAUCUUCGCCUGUGUUUAGAACGCUUAAAAGUUCUUAUUCCACUAGGACCAGAUUGCACCAGGCACACAACACUUGGUUUGCUCAACAAAGCCAAAGCACACAUCAAGAAACUUGAAGAAGCUGAAAGGAAGAGCCAGCACCAGCUAGAGAACUUGGAACGAGAACAGAGAUUUUUAAAGCGGCGACUGGAACAGCUGCAGGGUCCUCAAGAGAUGGAACGAAUACGAAUGGACAGCAUUGGAUCAACUAUUUCUUCAGAUCGUUCUGAUUCAGAGCGAGAGGAGAUUGAAGUGGAUGUUGAAAGCACAGAGUUCUCCCAUGGAGAAGUGGACAAUAUCAGUACCACCAGCAUCAGUGACAUUGAUGACCACAGCAGCCUGCAGAGUAUUGGGAGUGACGAGGGUUACUCCAGUGCCAGUGUCAAACUUUCGUUCACUUCCUAGAACCCAGCAUGACAUGACAGUGCAGGGCAAAAUAUUCACUGGGCCAAUUCAAUCCAAACAAUCUCUUAAAUUGGGUUCAUGAUGCAGUCUCCUCUUUAAAGCUAAAACUAUACUUGAACAAAAGGGUCGAGACACCUCUAUUUAAGCAAAUACUUAGCAAAAAGUGGGGCAGAGCCUCCCCUGCAGAACAAAUAUUCAUAAUAUUCAUAUUUGAAAAUCACAGUUUCUAAUGGCAGCAGAAAAUAUGUGUGAAAUUUUCUCAAUUUGAUUUAGUGAUUUGAAAGAGGACACUGGAGAUUACAUCCUCUUUUUCUUUUCUAGUUUGCUCCUAUCAUACUGAUUGAGUAGACACAUUUAAGGAUGGGAUUAUGAACCCUUCCCGAACUCUUUGGUCCUAAAAACAAGAAUCAAACCUAUAGUAAAGACAAGAUAAUCAGGCAUUAAUCUUGGAUAGCUAAAAAGCUAUUAAAACAGCCUAGGACAGCUUACCAUGAAGCCUGUGGAUGAUCAAUUCUUUAUAAAAAGGAAAAAAAAAAACAACUCAUUUCAUGCUCUGCAAAAGGAGAGACUCCCAUGAAGCCUUUUGAAAGGGAUCAUCAUGCAGCUCAGCUUUCUGUUGGAUUCCAUGCUAAGCAAGCUAACCUUAUCCUGCAUUGUUAGCACUAGGGCACCCAAUCGCCAGCUCUACAGUCAGCCGCCCUUAGGCCCUUGGGCACAUGGGGCAGUCCCUGUGUGUGACAGCGUCUACCACGCAGGGCCUGAUUUCGGAUUGAGGGGCCAGAAGGAAAAAGCUCCACGUGCCUCUCUGUCUGCGUGGGCCAGAAAGUUGUACACGCAGAUUAGCAGGCCAAGGUCUGAGCCACGGCAGCAUUUUUAUUUCAGAUUUUGAUAACUGUUUGUAUGUGUUGAAAACCAAAAUGACAUCUUUUUAACGCUUGUCCAUAAAAUACAUAGACGUCUUUUAUAGUGUAAAACACAUGGGAAAAAAAAAUCAUCUAUUUUGAUGCAGCAUUUGAUAAUGAUAAAACACCUCACACUUUAUAGUGCACAAAAUGAAUGAGGUCUGGGCUAAGUAGAAAAAAGGUCAGUGCUGUUUUUGUUUUUAGAAUCAUUACCUUUUAUCAUCUCUUAACCAUCUGAUUAUCUAUAGUAGACACACUAUCAUAGUUAACAUAGUUAAGUUUGGCACUUGUCUCAUUUUAAUGUAAAGAUUUGCUUCCGUUUUCCUACAAGCAGUCUCUCUCCUUCCUCACAGCCCCAUUGUGCAGGUGCUAUUGUUGCUCUUGUCAAUAUUUUCAGAAAUGUUAUUUUAAGUGAAAUUUCUAGCCUGCACUUUGAUGUCAUGUGUUCCCUUUGUCUUUCAAGCUCCAAGGUUCUCCCCGGCCCUCUCCCUUAUCCUGGGAAGCCUUGGAGACCUUACCCUGACUCUUUGGACUUUGUAUACUUUAAAUAAUUUAACUACCCUUAAUUACUUAAAAAAGGAAAAAAAAAAGCUUUAUGAUUUUCAUAACUUAUUGCUGAUUUUAAUGGGUUAAUUUCAGUCCUGUAGUUCUAUUUUGUUUAGAUAGGGCUGGGCAAGGAAAAAGAAAAUAAAGACAACCAUAUUUAGCAGUGCAGUUGAGUUGUGUGUAUGUUAAACUAUCCUUUGUAAGUAGCACUUUUAACAGCUCUCACUGCUUCUAUAUAUGAAGUGAACCAUCUUGGUCAUACACAAGGCCUCAUCAUAUACUUAUUUGUUCUUGUGCUCUUCCUGUGCCUCCAGAAAUAUCUUAUCCUUGAUUGUGGUAUGUUGGAGUGAAAGAAAUUCUUUGAAGUAGAUGUGUGAAAAACUGCAUGCCUUUAGAAGCCCAUUAUUAGAACUUGCUACUUCAGGUGCUGGGGACUUAAUGCAAAACAUGCUCAAAGAAAUUUGUUUCUGUGGCCCAAGUAAAUUAUUUCUUGUUUCAUUUAUAAUUACUCUUGGCCAAGUCAAACUAUUCCUCUACAUGCUUACUUUUGACUUUCCCAAGGGAGACAGUUUGAAGACUGCUAAAUACCAUGGAAAGUAAAUGGAAGCCAGUGACAAAGUUUCUGUUUCGUUAUUCCCAUGGCAUUCACUUGAAUCACUUGCCUAGGGCUGGAAUUUCAGACUUCAUUUAGGUGAACUUGAGGCGCUGCCAUUUUGCUGUAUAUGUACAGGAUGGUGAGCUGGGAAGCCUUUGUCACAAACCUAUAGGACCUAUUUCAACUGCCCCCUCAAUUACGCCUUCCCUGAAUUUGUUUUCUUUGGGGGAAGGGGAUGGAUUGUAUGAUGAGUAAGUAUUAAUUUUUUAAAAGACAAACUGAAGAUACAAAAAGUUAACCGCAAGAAAUAAAAAUUGUGAAUGAAGAA